AACAUAAUGGCAACCGCAGAUGCUUAUUGAGAUUGAAAAUUAUGAUCAAGUGAAGGCGAUGAUUACAAUCCCCAGCUUGUAGAAUUCAGGAUCUAUAAAUAUGGCCAGUCACAACCUCAGCAAUACACUACUAGUCCCAUAUUAGCAGUAGCUGAUUGGCCAAUUAGGCACUAACUAGGCAGAAAGAGGUAUGGCGACGGAGGUCGCCGUUGUUCCUGGCACGAGGACGCCGGUGUCAGUGCUGGUUCUCAUGGCACUGACCGUGGUCUGCCUAUCCGCAAACGGCGCGGCGGCGCAGCAGGCAAGCGGCGUGGCGGCGACGUACAACCUGUACAACCCAGAGAAGAUCAACUGGGACCUGCGCGCCGCCAGCGUCUUCUGCGCGACGUGGGACGCCGACAUGCCGCUGGCGUGGCGGCAGAGGUACGGCUGGACGGCGUUCUGCGGCCCCGCCGGCGCGCACGGCCAGCCGUCCUGCGGCCGCUGCCUCCAGGUGACGAACAGGGCGACGGGGGCGCGUACGGUGGCGAGGGUGGUGGACCAGUGCGCCAAUGGCGGGCUCGACCUUGACGCUGCCGUGUUCCAGCAGAUCGACACCGACAGAGGCGGCGCCGCCAACGGCCACCUCGUCGUCGACUAUGAGUUCGUCGGCUGCCAAGACUAAAUGUGCAUGGGAAAUCAGUAGCCCCAGCAAGAAAUAAAACGCAGUCGAAAUCAAUACUACUCGAGGCCUACAGCACGUGUUGUUUUCCGAUUCUGAAUAUCUCGUCAUCAUGUAACUCAUAAUCGAUAGUCGCAAUGACAGCUUUUUAUGUCCCAUCAAAGGCACGUAAUCUGGCUACUGAAUAACAAAUUAGUUCAUAUAAAC
Molecule: messenger RNA, 868 nt
Organism: Aegilops tauschii subsp. strangulata
Lineage: Eukaryota; Viridiplantae; Streptophyta; Magnoliopsida; Poales; Poaceae
Product: pathogenesis-related protein PR-4-like
Biological process (GO): defense response to fungus; defense response to bacterium
Molecular function (GO): RNA nuclease activity
Source: RefSeq, a predicted model, not a curated record